AUGGUUUUGUGUGUAGAGGAGAUGGUGGUAACAGGUAUCAUUGUAUUGAAUUAUCAGUUCGUUGAGGAUCAACUUGACUUUUGGGAUAUGGUCAUUCAAACUCUGAGAGUUUUCCUAAGAUUACAAUUUCUCAGUGGAAUCAGAUACAAAGAAAAGAAACAAGAAGCAAAAGAUAAGAAGCAAGAAGACCAGACUACCUAG
Molecule: messenger RNA, 201 nt
Organism: Sclerotinia sclerotiorum 1980 UF-70
Lineage: Eukaryota; Fungi; Ascomycota; Leotiomycetes; Helotiales; Sclerotiniaceae
Exons: 4
Coding region: 1-201 (66 amino acids)
Source: RefSeq, a predicted model, not a curated record